UUAAGGACAUUCUACCACAAACAAUGCAGUUACCAAUCGAUACAAUCUCCAUACACUGACAUCAAUAUCGACAUCUUGAACCUUACUGAAUGCAUAGCAAGAACUCAUUAUCAGUUACAAAGUCUGAUUGUCUCAGCUGGAUCGAUAUAUUCAACAAAAAUUUUCGUGCUCUCGGGAAAUAUUCCAAAAGAAGAGUUAAAGAAAUAUGGCAUUAAAGUAAUUAGUAAUUUAUCAAUUUAUGUCGUUCGCAUUCCCGAUUUGGUCUGUGUUAAUGGAAGGAGCUCUAAAAUUGUAUGAUACCAAAUACGAACAGUUUAAGACGAAUAAUUUCAGAUUAAUAGAUAAACAUUUUCCUCUUUGUAGGCAAUUUGAAUUUAGUGAAAGGAAUUAUUGGAAAUGUGUGAUAAAGGAAUGGUGAAUUAAAAUAUGUUUAACUAUAAAAAUUAGUCUGUAAUACAAAAAUAAAUAUUAUAACAAUAAAUAAUUUAAACACAUUUGGUCUAGUAUAGAACUAAAUUAUUAGAAAUAUAGAAGAAAUAUAUAUUGUAAUUCAAAAGUUGCCAAAAUAGGUUUUUUUACCGAAUAUAUAAUUUAUAAUAUAUGUAUAUUAUUUUUAUAUAGUCAGUAUAAUUUUUAG
Messenger RNA from Heterotrigona itama, 637 nucleotides. Lineage: Eukaryota; Metazoa; Arthropoda; Insecta; Hymenoptera; Apidae. The record is from the annotation of a GenBank genome assembly.